Molecule: messenger RNA, 5539 nt
Organism: Haliotis rubra (blacklip abalone)
Lineage: Eukaryota; Metazoa; Mollusca; Gastropoda; Lepetellida; Haliotidae
Product: protein fantom-like
Exons: 38
Coding region: 172-4305 (1377 amino acids)
Biological process (GO): non-motile cilium assembly
Cellular component (GO): ciliary transition zone
Source: RefSeq, a predicted model, not a curated record
GUGGCGCAUCUGCGCAAGACAAACAUUUCUAAACAAAAUAUUUCUGUUUGUGUUUUCGGUGCAAACUUCUGAGAAAACGUUAAAAACAUUUCUGGAUUUUACAACAAAAGACAAGAUUCUAAAUGAAUCCUGCUAUGGGAGUGAAAUUAAAGAUCUGAACUGAAAGUAAAAAUGGCCGACCACGAUCAUAUCCCUGUGAGGGAUACAAGCAACAGAGCAGCUCAUGAAGCAGCUCUACUAGAACAAAAGGCUGCUCUACAACGCCGUGCUGUGUCCAAGCUGGAGAGGGAUGUCCUGGAGGAUAAGUACUUACGGAUCUAUGAAGAAAACAUCAUCCUGAAGAAACAUGCCAGAAAACAGGAAGAUAAGAUCAAACGAAUGGCAACCAAGUUGCUGCGACUGGUUAAUGACAAGAAGAAACUUGAUUCAGAUGGAGGGGGAGGUGGGAAGAAGGUACGCGACAUUGAAGCUGAAGAAAGGAUGGAGGAGAUGCAUGAGAGGAUGAGAGAAUAUGAGAAGCAAAAUGCUCAGCUUAAAGAAAAGUUGAUGUUGGCCAAACAACAAGCUAAUGCCGCCAGUAAAAGGCCAACAGCUUAUGAUCACGUUCAGUCAAGAAUCAAUACGGGUAUUGCCAAACAGCAGACCAUUCAGAUUGACCCCCGAAUAACCAAGAAUCUCCGAGUAAUGGGACCUCCAAUGGAGACUGGCCGAAGAGGUCCGCACAGCCCCACUGGUCCCAGAUAUGGUCACAGUGUGUUAGAAGAAACUAGACAUGAGAAGAGGAAUCUACAACACUACGUGAAUGAGCUACAAGAACGAAUCAAUGUUUAUGAACUUGAAAUAGAAAGUCUGAAAGAACAGAAUCGUAUGAGGGAAUCAGAAUUCGAAGAAGAUAUUCUGAAGAUCAAACAGCAAAUUACUGCUGAACAAAAAGUUAACCUACAAGAGAACAUUGAUAUGAUCCGACUCCAGCGGCAAGUGAAGGAGAAGUCCACUCGUCUGACGGCCAUCCAAGACAAAUACUCAUCACUGGAGGAGAACACUCGCGUGAUAAAGAUGAACCAUGACCAGGUGCUGAUGAAAAUGGAGGAGCUGAACAUGAAGCUAAAGGAUGAAGAAAACAAGAGCCUUACUCUGCAGAAUGAACUCAAGUACAACUCGGCCAAUCAGAGGAAGGUGGUGGAGCUUGAAGAGCAGGUGUCUGACCUGCAGAAGGAAAGCCAAAUCUUGAAAGAAGCAAACGAAAAGCUUGUUAGCAGUGCAUUUGAUCUUGAGAGAGAGCGUGAAUGGAGGCAGCGGGAGAACGCCCUUAAAGUGCAGAUAGCACAGCUGGAGGCCACACUCAAGGCCGACCUUGGAGAGAAGGGGGGCAUCAUUGAUAAAUAUGCAAUGGAGAGGGAUGAGAACGAGAAGCUAGCGCGUGACUUCCAGGAACUGCAGGUCAAGUACUUCCAGAUCAAGGAGCAGUAUGACGACCUGGAGGAAAAAAUGAAGUUCUUCACCAAGGGAAGUGCUGUAGAUUUCACGGAGAUGGAGGAGGCCCUGGUAUUGGUCAAGCAGAAGAAACAGAAGGCCAUGCCACAGCCGGACUUCCUGCAGCAGGUCGACAACGAGAUGACCAAAGACUACCACAAGCAGCUGCUGGACCUCCAGGCUGAGUAUGCAGAGACAGUCCAUGAGCUGGAGAAGACCCGCAACAUGCUGAUGGUCCAACACAAGAUAAACAAGGACUACCAGACAGAGGUGGAGAUGUCCGCUGGCAAGAUGGCAGACGUGAAGAAGGAGUAUGAGAUGAAACUGGAUGAGUAUGCUCGACUUCUAGAUAUACGGCAGGCUAGAAUAAAGAAACUGGAAGCUCAGCUUGGGGAUGUAGCUUAUGGAACCCGACAAUACAAGAUUAUGCCGCCAACGGAAGAUGAGGAGUCAACAAUAGAAUUUGAUGAGACGAUUCAUCUGGAGAGGGGACAGAAUCUCUUUGAAAUACAUAUCAACAAGGUGAACCUGUCUAAUGAUGCGAUACGUGCCCUUGGGGAUGAAGAACCUUCGAUAUUCUGCACAUGGGAGUUCUUCGAGUUUGAGAUUCAGUCCACGCCAGUCGUCAGGGGUCCAAGAUCUGAGUACAACUUCACCUCCCAGUAUGUUGUCAAAGUGGAUGACUUCUUCUUACAUUAUUUACAAAAGGACUCAUGUACUCUGGAGCUGCACCAGUCAUUUGGCCAGGACUUCCAGACACUGGCAGUCUGUCAGCUUGUCUUCAGAGACAUAUUUGACAAGCCCCAUGGGCGAAUACACGGCACUGCCACCUUUACAGGUGUUGGUGAAGGUAUCAAUGGAAUUGGGUUCGGAACUGUAGACUACUGGGUGAGACUAAGGGUCCCCAUGGACCAGGCCCUUCGGCUCUACAAGGAGAGGACCAAGGCACUUGGUUAUAUCACCACCAACCAGCACGCUACACAGCACGCUCUACAGGCCCUGGAUGAACAGGCAGCUCAACGACCCAUGGAUAAUGUCAAUGAGCUGCAUAUCAAGAUAUCCAAGUGUACUGGUAUCAAGUCUCGCAGGAAGAAUGUGCAGCCCUCUCCCUACUGUGUGUACAAGUUUUUCGAUUUCGAUGAUCAUGACUCAGUGAUUCUACCCAGCACAAACAACCCUGAGUUCAAUGACCACAAGACAUACCCUGUACCCAUGACCAGUGAUCUGGACCAGUAUCUCAGAACUGUGCACCUGUCGGUGUAUGUGUUUGACGACACUGACCCCGAUGACACAGCCUACAUGGGCGUCGCUCAGAUCCCCCUCAUUCCUCUGGCUCAUGACAAGGGUGUAUCAGGAGUGUUUGAACUGAAGCGGCCUGACGGCAAGACUAACGGCUGCAUCAACAUGGAACUACGCUGGCAGUACACCUACAUUCCCCCCAAGAUGCCCGUCAGGUCACCACGAGCGCCGGACUACGCUCCUGAUGAUCCUCCAGAGAAACUUGUGUCUUCCCCUGUCCCCAAGAACCGCAUGGCUGCCAAGUUUUCCAAACAAGGCCCUUCAGCCACAUCAACUCCCAUGCCAAAAGAUCGGUUGAUGGCGGUGGAAUCUCAGAUUGUGGAAACUGAACUCUCUACUGUAGCAGCAUCACAGCCGAAGCCAGCCGCACGGCGGAAGGUCCAGAUGAACGUACCCUCCGUUUCUGUGUCGAUGGAGGACCAGGAGCAGGAGACGAUGAUCCAAGAUGCAGUUUCCCAGGCGGUCUCCGGCUUCUUGCCGGGAGUGUCUGAGUCCAUCUCCUCCGUACAGGAGCAAACCGGAGAGGUAGAGUCUAGAGGUGGUGAGGAGGAGGAAGUGCCACCCACUGAGGUACCGGCACCCAGUGAGGAGGAUCUUGAGAUCCCCCUAGACUCACAGGAUCAUCGUGGAGGUCAUGUGACCACAGAGGAUGACACCGAGGGGGAGGAGCUUCAGCCGAAACCCUCCCCCUCCCCCCGUAAUCGUCACAUGAUGAUUGAAUCGGGGUCGGAGGAAGAUUCCAAAGCUGGAGAGGUAACUCCUAAGCCUUCGCCAAAGCCAAUGGAUGACACAAUGUUUGAAGAUGAAGGUUCAAUUGAUGAAGAGAUCACGGAAGAACUGGAGAGUCAGGGCAACACACUGACAGAAACACAGCCCGAGGUACACUCCUCGCCACCAUCAGAGAAGGUGUCGGAGUCGGAGUCCGAGCCAAUAAAGAUAGAGUCAGACAGUGAAGGGCUUGUGAUGAUGAAGUCACUGCCAUCCAAGAGGAAAAUCAGAGCCUCCAAACCAGGGAACACUGUUACUGUCAUCAUCUCCAACCUGACCUUGGAGGAGGACUGCGCCAUGAUGUCCCGCGACAACAUCAAGCAGCUGUUUGUGGAGUACAAGUUCCUAGGCCUGGAUCCCCAGGAGACAGAGACACCCUUCUCACUGCCCAAACCGAAACCAUACCAGCAGAUUACUUACAACUUCACCAAAACUAUACAAGUGGACAUGGAGAAGAACUACGAGAGGAGGCAGUACCUGGCCAGUAUGUUGCUGCCUGAUGACCCAGAUGGAGGAAGGAUCAGGUUCACUUUGGUCAGUGAACCACCGGAGGACGACCAGGAUGCAGACUGUGAGGAUGUGGGUGUGGUCUAUGUCAGUGUCAAGGACAUUCUACUCAAGAAGAAGGAUGUCAAGGAUACAGAUAUUGAUAUUCUGGACGUGAAUGACGAGACAAAGGUGAUCGGCCAGAUGAACCUGACAGUGGAAUGUCUGGCAGCUCUGGAGGCCGUGGAGAGGGAGAUGCAGGUGGAGGGCACAUACUGAACUCAACCCAGCUGACCUAAUGAAUGAAUGAUACUGAAGCUUUGUUCUGAAUCGUGAAUGAAUGCCUUGUCCUGACUGAAUGAUGUACCGUGCAUGAUUUGAUGUCAUUGACUUAUGGAUAGAACACCUGAGUGUCACUGAAAGAAGGGCUGAAUACAUCUAAGUGUUACUGGAAUAUUAACUGAAUAUAUUUCAGUGUCAUAUUAACAUUGCCUGGACAUACCAUAAUCAAUUGAAGUAUCACUGGUCGAAUAAAAGUGCUGUCAGAUACUGCAUUAUUUUAACAAAUAUGUGAUCUGUGUCCUGAAUAUUGAAUGCGUGUACAGACCCGUGCAAAAAGUAAUCGGACACUUGAUGUCAUUUCCAUAGACUUACAUGUUAAUUCACUGUAGCAUAAAUAAUUUUCAUGAAGUGAGUUUGGGAUGGAUCUAUGUAAAAUAUGACAGGCAAAUUUGAAAUCAUCUCUGCUCUGUGCACAUAAUUUCACAUUUUCACUAUUUAACUAAUGACAUGACAUCACAUUUACCAACUUGCGUAUGGUUCCAAAUUCCACAAUCCCAUAGGCCGCCAUGUUAAUUCACGGCACUGUACAUAUGUUGAUUAAAUUGUUGCUAUUCGAUAAAUAAGCAACGGAACAUUAAACAGAAAUUAUGUGAUUAUAGGUAAGAUGAUUCCUCACAGAUGUGCAAACUUUGACUUGGAUCUUAUGAAAAUUAAAGUCAUGAAAAUUAUUUAUGCUACACUAAAUUAACAUGUAAGUCUAUGGAAAUUACAUCAAGUGUCCGAUUACCUUUUGCACGGGGUCUGUACAUUUGCCAUAAGACCAGGCCAGUCAGCUAUUGUUUAGUGACAGUAAAUUAGUGUGUGCCUUUCUCAGAAUAUAUUGUACAUAGUGUCUUAUCCUGUUGUCUGUGAUACGUAGCCGUACUUUGUGUAAAGAUCUAUUUAUUAUUGUCUGUGAUACAUAGUUACAGCUGUAUGAAACUGAUACCGUCCUCUGUAAAGUUGAGUUCCCUCCAAUAGAAACGUUUUUUAGAAUCAUUUUUAACAUUACUGCAUUUUACAUGUAGUCUUAAUUUCUUAAUCUAUAUGUUCAGUAGUGAUGUCGUUAAUGUGUAAAGCUAGUGUAGAUAUAACUUCAGAAUCAUACAGAUGGAUUAUAACAAAUAGUGCCCUUAGUUUUGUACAAAUAAAGUCAAUGUGCCUUUAUAUAAUAAAUGUCUUUAGAUAUUAA